GAAUUCUCGUCUUUUUGCAGGAAGCUAUGGCGGACGGAAAGGGUGACAUUGAAUUGGCCACAACGGCCGAUGGCGACCGCACACCGCCCGAGCUGGCCAGAGCACAGGAGACCAUUGCAGGCACGCCCAUCGACUCCGACGAGAAGCACGCCCAGCAGCACAACGGCGGCGCGCUCGAGAGAUACAUCAACCUCAUCUCGGCCAUCAACUUUGGUUUUAUCCUGCAAUGUUCCUGGGAAGCAACCGCAGUGACCUUCCAGUUCUCCCUCACCAAUGGCGGCCCCGCCGCCAUGGUGUACGGGAGCUUGUUCGCCGGUAUCGGCACCACUACGAUCGCCAUGUCGCUAGCGGAGAUGGCCUCAAUGGACCCUGUGGUUGGUGCACAGUAUAGGUGGAGUGCAAGAUUUGCCCCUGGGUGGAACGAGUUUUGGGGAUUGAUGCAGGGCUGGAUCACUAUCUUCGCCUGGAUAUGCUCUUGCACCUCGAAUCCUGCCAUUCUCUCAAACAUUAUCGUAGGGCUGGCCAUUUUCAAUUACCCGGACUACGUGCCUGAAAGAUGGCACGCCACGCUUAUCAUGUGGGCGUUCACAAUUCUGCCGUUCAUCGCAAAUUUCUGGUUUAGACGUCUUCUUAACCCGCUCGAGGCCGUUGGUGCCGUCUGUCACGUGCUCUUUUUCGUCAUCUCCAUUAUCACCUUAGUGGUGCUGGCAGAACGGAGCACUGCGAGCUACGUGUUCGAGACUUUGACCCAUGAUGCCAGUGGAUGGUCCAAUGCCGCUGUGUCAUGGGGUAUAGGGCUGCUCUCCGUUACCUACCCUCUCACAGGUUUUGAUGGAGUGCUCCACAUGAGUGACGAAGUCAAGCAGGCCAAGACCCGAGUACCCCGUAGUAUGAUUGCGGCGGUUUCCAUGAAUGCCGUAAUGCAGUUUGCAUAUGUCGUCUGCAUACUCUUUACGAUCGGAGACAUCGACAAAGUCACCAACACACCUACACUUCUUCCCAUCAUCGAGGUCUACCACGAGGCGACUGGCUCUAAGAGCGCCACGAACCUGUUCAUUGUCAUGAUCGCCAUCAUCAUAUUGAUCGCUUUUUUCAACGUGUUUGCGUCGGUCUCGCGACUAGUCUGGGCGUUCUCAAGAGACAAGGGACUUCCCUUUUCGGGAUUCUUUGGAAAGGUCAACACCCGCCUCAAGAUGCCCCUCAACGCGCUUGGUCUCGUCGGACUUGUAAUUUUCCUCCUCGCCAUCAUCAACAUCGGCUCUUCCACUGCUUUCAACGCCUUCAUCUCGCUGCCGGCCCUCGCUCUCUACAUAUCCUACUUCUUCCCAAUCUUAUUCUUCUUCCUGCGCCGAUUUUCAGCGAAUAAGCCCGCCCCCGGACCAUUUAGCCUCGGAAUAGUGGGGCUGCCAGUUAAUAUGUUUGCCUUGAGCUAUAUCAUCUUCACUGUAAUCUGGAUGCCGUUCCCGACCGUCCUGCCGGUUACGGGGAAUAACAUGAAUUAUGCCGGCCCGUUGGUUGGCGCGGUUAUUAUUGGAGCAUUGAUCGACUGGUUCAUCAGUGGACGUAAACGGUUUAAGGUCCCUGUUGCCCGUGAGAGGCCGGACUUUUAGAGGAGUUGGUGUUUUUGGCUCAUCCUAUAUACACGCUCAGAUCAAGAUUCUAUAUAGAUGCCACGAAAUAUACCGAGCGAGCUAUUUUAAACUAGACAUU
Molecule: messenger RNA, 1710 nt
Organism: Mytilinidion resinicola
Lineage: Eukaryota; Fungi; Ascomycota; Dothideomycetes; Mytilinidiales; Mytilinidiaceae
Product: amino acid transporter
Exons: 6
Coding region: 27-1610 (527 amino acids)
Biological process (GO): transmembrane transport
Cellular component (GO): membrane
Molecular function (GO): transmembrane transporter activity
Source: RefSeq, a predicted model, not a curated record